This is a messenger RNA of Exaiptasia diaphana, 1341 nucleotides long. RefSeq lists its product as uncharacterized. Bases 578 to 1309 code for a protein of 243 amino acids. Gene Ontology annotation, molecular function: DNA-binding transcription factor activity. The transcript has 4 exons. NCBI's taxonomy places the organism in Eukaryota, Metazoa, Cnidaria, Anthozoa, Actiniaria, Aiptasiidae. The record is from RefSeq and is a predicted model, not a curated record.
CACUUGUUUCCAUCUCUCAAAAUGACCUGACGUCACAUGACUUCGGGUAAAUAUCUUCGGGUGACUCUUCGGGUUACUCUUCGGAUUUCCGACGUAUCUAACGUAUUGUGUCACAGCAGACUCAUUUUAUUAUGAUACUACUUAGCUUUCGAAGCAGAACUUGCUGGAUAUGGCAGCGCUUGACAAGGAAAACCAUGAACAAAUAAAAAUCGUUGUUGAAUUAGAAACGUUAAAGUCAUUGUGUUGAAUUAAAUGUAUUAAGUUAAGUAUUAAAGUAUGGAUUGGUGAUAAUCAGAGUGAUAUCGAACCAAAUUGCCGAAUUUAAGUUUYAAUCUGAAAAACUAAGCGUACUGUCAGACCGUAAUUCGAUGCUGAACUUUAUUCCGCUCGUCAACACGKCAGGUCAGUUUCAAAGAUGGAAUUUACCUYAUGACCUGUGUAAAGACAAUUUUCCAUCUUUCAAACCGACUUAUGACGUAUGCACGUUGAUCUUUUCCGGAUGUGACGUAGUUUACCCAUUCACCAUUAUUUUGGCGCGAAAUUCCAAAGCAGUGGUAAAUGGCGAUUCAAUGUCAAUAUGACAUUGCCAGACCUUUCUGAWGAGACGGAGGGCGAUUUGCCCAAUAUAAAACACCGUGAMGAAAGAAUUCCGGAUGAAAAUUGUACUACAGCAAGUAARCUGUCAUGGCAGUAUAAAUUUAAAGAAUUGAACAGCCCCUAUGACGGCUACGUCGACACUCUGGAAGACGCCUUGGAUGUGCUACGAGAAUACGAGCUUCAAACAACAACAAAAUUUGCAUCCUUUAAAUCCGACAAGAAAUUUGGAGAUGGAGAUCCCUUUACAAAAUCGAGGAAAGUGUUUUUCAAAGAUGAAAAUAUUCCAUUUGAUGGUAUGCCAUUCAACAUAAUUGGGAGCAAGGUUUUUGACUGUCAUCAUGGUCCUGAUCGAAAAAAGAAUUUCAAAAGAAAACUGGUCGCACAAAAGGAAGCCAAUGAUCACCAUUUUGUGAAAAAAAAGUUUUUGACUCAGAACACUGUCAAAUUCAACUGUCCAGCCCAAGUUCGUUUCUCUGAAGUGAUAAAGYACCCAAGCUACAAGAUAAGGAAUGACACUGAAAGACUUUGCAGAGAUAUGUCAAAAAUGCUUAAAACAGAGAUUGCCAAUGGAAAAAAACCAAAGUUUGAAAGGAGGAUUUACAUCCACCUACCAAGAGAGGAAGACCACAAGCAACAUGUACUUGGAGAGGUUUGUACAUCUUAUCAUUACAGGCAAAUARUUUCUAGUAGAUCGAGCUAMCGAAGAGAUUAGUAAUGACUGUCAUUUAAUUAAUUAAUGUAUUU